Tarenaya hassleriana is the source of this 1665-nucleotide messenger RNA. Its product is annotated as transcription factor TCP22. Gene Ontology annotation, molecular function: sequence-specific DNA binding; DNA-binding transcription factor activity. The coding region runs from base 312 to 1388 and encodes 358 amino acids. The transcript is spliced from 2 exons. Gene Ontology annotation, cellular component: nucleus. Lineage: Eukaryota; Viridiplantae; Streptophyta; Magnoliopsida; Brassicales; Cleomaceae. The record is from RefSeq and is a predicted model, not a curated record.
AAAACAGUUUCAUGGGCGUUUAAUUUAGGAAAAGAAUGGGAGCCAUAAUAAGAACGACAAAUGAACAAAAGAGAAAACAACAUCUUGUAAUUUUUCCCACAUGAAAAUAGCAAAAAGGAUUGGAGUGGAAACAGCAAAAAGGAUAGGAGUGGAAAUAGCAAUUGCCGAUAUGUAAACAAUAAUAACUCGCAGAUGCAUAGAUAGAGAGAUGAUGGUUCCCUCCAAAGCCAUCUCUGCACAUCAUCCACUUGUUUCACUCCCUCCAUCGAUCUCUGUAUGUCUUCUCUCUCCUUCUCCUCCUUCUUCCCUGGAUGGUGAAAUCUGUAGCAGCAGCUGCCUCAGCUCUUCUUUGCCGCAAGAAGGAGAUGGAGUCGCGUAACAAUCAAAAUCUCCAUGGCCGCAAACAGGAAUCUGGCACGGCGUUGGCCCCGCUGCAGCUCAGCUCCGCCGAUAACCUACCGUCGCAGCGAUCACCAGCCCCGUUCAUGGGAUCCAUUUCCGGCCAACACGCCCCUGUCGCCACCGCAACUGCUUCGAGCGCCGGUGGCUCUCUGGCCGUGGUCAAACCCCCCGCGAAGAAGCCGUCCAAGGACAGGCAUACCAAAGUCGACGGCCGUGGACGGCGAAUUCGCAUGCCGGCGAUGUGCGCGGCUAGGGUGUUUCAACUGACGCGGGAAUUAGAGCACAAAUCAGACGGAGAGACCAUCGAGUGGCUUCUCCAGCAGGCGGAGCCCGCCAUAAUCGCUGCCACUGGCACCGGAACCAUCCCGGCAAACUUCUCCACGCUCAGCGUCUCCCUCCGCAGCAGCGGCACAACAAUCUCGGCGCCUCCGUCGAAAUCCGCCCCACUCUCUUUCCAUGGCGCCGGAUUGUCGCUCUACGACGACCUCAACGCCGGCAACGGCUCGUCGGUGGAUGCUUCCAGAAAGCUACUCAACGCGGCAGUCUUCGGCUUCCAGCAACAGAUUUACCCGCCAAUUCUAUCCUCCGACGCUUCCAUGAGAAACAUCACCGAUCUGACGAAACCCUAUCUCUUAAAGGAAUCGAACGCCGCCACGGAAACAAGUGGAAGCUCUCCGAAAACGGGUCGGGUCCACGAAGAGGAGCGUGGUUCGGGUCAGGGUGGUGCGACAGCGCAACCGAUGUGGGCGGCGACAACGAACGGCGGAAACACGUUCUGGAUGCUUCCGAUGGGAGGGGGAGGAGAGCAGCAUAUGUGGGGGUUGAAUCAGGGGGCGAUGGGGGGUCAACGGCUAGGGUUGGGAGUGACGGAGAGCAGCAUGGGAGACAGUAGAGGAGGGGGCUUGGGGAUGACACUGGACCAGCAUCAGCAGCAACAACAUCGAACCAAAGGCGGUGAUGAAAACGCUAGUAACAGUUCCUCCUGAUAUUUAUAACCCCAAGCGUUAUGUUUCGCGUUUGCGAAUGCGGUCAGUAAACGCAGUUUGGAUGGCGACUCUUUCAACGAUGAAAUGUGGAUGGCGAUUUGGGGAAGUGAUCAAUAUAUAUAUAUAAUGAAAUUGGAGCAACAUUGAAAUAUGGUUGGGGGGUAAGGUUUCCAUUAGUCUCAUCGCUGCUGAUAAUAUGAUGUUAAGUGGACUGCCUCUCUGUUUAUCCAGCUUUUGUGUUUUGUGGGUAGAGAUGUGAAAAUGUUUAUUUUUGAGA